This is a messenger RNA of Sinocyclocheilus rhinocerous, 1189 nucleotides long. Its product is annotated as gremlin-2-like. Gene Ontology annotation, molecular function: receptor ligand activity; BMP binding. Bases 158 to 658 code for a protein of 166 amino acids. The transcript is spliced from 2 exons. The record is from RefSeq and is a predicted model, not a curated record. NCBI's taxonomy places the organism in Eukaryota, Metazoa, Chordata, Actinopteri, Cypriniformes, Cyprinidae. Gene Ontology annotation, biological process: animal organ morphogenesis.
CACACACAGACUGAGAGAGAUUGAUAGAGUCUCCUCCAGAAAGCAGCAUCAGUCUGAGAGGAUCCGUCACAAACAGCAGCAGAGGCUCUCGUCUUGAGCGGCGCCGGCGUCCCUGGACUCUGGAUCUGCUCCGUCUCUGACCGCACACUCGUCCAGGAUGAGCUGUAAGGUGGCGCUGUGGCUGCUGCUCACCAGCCUGCUGUGUCUCGCCUCCGCCGGCCGUAAAACCCGACCGCAGGGAUCCAUCCCAUCGCCCUACAAGACCAACUCCAACACCUCCGACCGGCGCGCACGCAAACAGGAAGUGCUGGCCUCCAGCCAGGAAGCUCUGGUGGUGACGGAGCGCAAGUACCUGAAGAGUGACUGGUGCAAGACGCAGCCGCUGCGGCAGACGGUCAGUCAGGAGGGCUGCAAGAGCCGCACCGUCAUCAACCGCUUCUGUUACGGCCAGUGCAACUCCUUCUACAUCCCGCGGCACGUCAGGAAGGAGCAGGAGUCCUUCCAGUCCUGCGCCUUCUGCAGGCCGCAGCGCUUCACCAGCCUCACCGUGGAGCUCGACUGCCCCGACCUGCAGCCGGACGUCCGCUAUCGCAAGAUCCAGCGCGUCAAGCAGUGCCGCUGCAUGUCCGUCAGCGUGUCCGAGUCUGGGAAACAGUGAGAUCCUGACCACGUUUCACUGGAAACACCUGCUGCUAAUCUGAGCUGAAAGACUGCAAGGCUUUAGCAUGCCAUCUUAAUACUGUCCUGCUGGACACUGGUCACUAUCAGCCACCACUGGUCACUGUCGGUCACCAUUGGUCUCCAACGGUCUCCAUCAGUCACCGUUGGUCACUAUCGGUCAUCAGCAGACAUUAUCGGUCACUACUGGUCUCCACUGGUCACUCUCGGUCAUCAUUGGACACUAUUGGUCACCAUAGGUCUUCAUUGGUUACUAUCAGUCUUCACUGGUCUCCAUCGGACACUAUUGGUCUCCAUUGGUCACUAUCAGUCAUCAUUUGGUCACUAUCGGUCAUCAUUGGACACUAUUGGUCACCAUAGGUCUUCAUUGGUUACUAUCAGUCAUCACUGGUCUCCAUCGGAGACUAUUGGUCACCAUUGGUCACUAUCAGUCAUCACUGGACACUAUUGGUCACCAUUGGUCACUGUCGGUCACCACUGGUCUCCAACAGUCACUGUUGGUCACUAUCGG